This is a messenger RNA of Trichomycterus rosablanca, 1560 nucleotides long. RefSeq names its product notochord granular surface (gene ngs). The record is from RefSeq and is a predicted model, not a curated record. The transcript is spliced from 11 exons. NCBI's taxonomy places the organism in Eukaryota, Metazoa, Chordata, Actinopteri, Siluriformes, Trichomycteridae. Gene Ontology annotation, cellular component: intermediate filament; cytoplasm. Gene Ontology annotation, molecular function: structural constituent of cytoskeleton. Gene Ontology annotation, biological process: intermediate filament organization. The coding region runs from base 1 to 1560 and encodes 519 amino acids.
AUGAGCCGAAGCCCGGAGCGUAUGUCCUCCUACAGGAGACACUUUGAGGGGGCGCUGGCCUCCUCAUCCUCCACCUGUCAAAUCCGAGUCUCCAGCCCAUCACCCCGCCGCCGUGAGACCCGCCACCGCUCCGCCAGCUACAGCCGCACCUCGCGCAGGGCUCUGUCCGGCACGCGCAGCUCGCGCCUCACUGGCAGUGUGAGUAUGGGUGCACUGUGUGUUGGAAUGGGUAUUAAAGGACUGGACCUGGAAGCUGCUGCUGCUGCCAACCAAGCCUUCCUUAACACACGCACCGGUGAGAGGCAGGAGAUGAUUAUCCUCAAUGACCGUCUGGCUGUAUACAUUGAGAAGGUGCGUUCUCUAGAGCAGCAAAAUAAAGUUCUGGAGACUGAGAUUGAAGCCCUGAAAUCCCGCUAUGUGAAGCCUUCAGGUUUGCGCAUGAUGUAUGAGGAACAACUGAGAGAGCUUAGGAGAGUUGCUGAUCAGAUGCAGGCCCAGAGGGACAUGUCUAUUGCUGCUAAGGAGGCCAUGGCAGCACAGCUGGAGAUGAUAAAGACCAAGUACGAAGAGGCACUGGAGGCCAGAAAAAAAGCUGAGCUGGACAUUGAGGCCUUUAAGCCGGAUGUCGAUGCUGCCACUGCUGCUCGCAUUGCCCUGGAGAAACAACUAGAGAACCUGGAGGUAGAGAUGGAGUUCCUACAGAGGAUUCACAAACAGGAAAUUGAGGAGUUGAUGGCUCAGAUUUAUCAAACAGUGGCUAAGGUUGAUGUGGCCUUUUCUCUGCCUGACCUAUCCUCUGCCCUCAAAGACAUCCAGACCCAGUACGACACCAUCGCAGCACGGAACUUGCAGGAAAUGGAUGCAUGGUACAAGACAAAAUUCCAGGACUUGAACUCAGCAUCAACCCGGCAUGUGGAAUCUGUGAGGGGGAUUAGAGAAGAAGUCGUGGGCUACAAGAAAGAUAUUCAGAAUAAGCAGCGGGAGCUGGAUGCUCUUAACACCAGGUAUGAGACUUUGCUUGCCCAGAUACGUGACAACCAGGAAAAAUAUAGAAAGGUGGAGCAGGAUUUACAGGAUCGCAUAGAGGCACUGAAGCUGGAUAUGAAGACAGUAAAAGAGAAGAUAGCUCUGCUACUGAAAGAAUAUCAGGACCUUCUUAAUGUGAAAAUGGCUCUUGAGCUUGAAAUCACCACCUAUAGAAAACUAAUAGAAGGAGAGGACACCCGGCUUUCGACCAUGGUUCAAGGCCUUUCUCUGAUGAGCAUCACCGCUUCUGGAAGUGUCAGUGCUUUAGGCCUUGUCAGCACUGUAGGGGCCAGAGUGAGUGGAGCCUUGGCUGGGGUGGCUGGUGGUGCACCUCUGAACGCAGCAAAUAUGUCUUUACCUUCUAAUGGCCAACCGGGAACCACAGAGGAGUUCACCGAGGAGCAAGCCGUGGAGAUGACAGAGAGGAAGACUGUCCUCAUCAGAACAGUUAAGACAGAUGAGGAUGUCAUUCAAAGGGACACACAGGAACGCACCAUCACCAUCUCUGGAGCAGCAGAUGAGACCGAGAAGUAA